AUGUUUAUCUUUUGUUAUAAAUUAUUCAUUUUGAUUAUUUAAUAAACCGGUUAAAAUGGCACCGGUUAGUCAAGUGUCUGCAAUGCCAGCCGAUAUACUAGCUGCUAUUAGAUGUCGUUAAUCAUUAUCACAAUACAGCGAAACCGCAAACUACGCGUAAAUACUCUAUGUCGAUACUUGCUGAUCACUUAUUCACACAUGAUGAUAUUUCAUGCAAACAACAAUUACUUUCGAACGCAAAUUUGCCUUUACUUGUGCAUUUUAGUUAUCAACAGAAAGAGAUGUUACUAGUGAGACGUUUCUUGUUCAAAAUCACAGAGUAGUGAUUCGCAUUCUUAUUAUAUAUAAAUCACUAGCGAUAUCGAACUACACUUUGACAAACAUUCGAUGUAUUCGCAAAAUAUCUACAUACACACAGAAAAAUACAUACUGCAUUCAAAGGUGACUUGUUUCAAGUAUUUACAAAGUUUGUAUAUCCGCAAAUCUAUCAUACGUUCAUUUUAUAAGCAUCAAAUUCACUCAAAACACAUUCUUAGUUCUAAUAGUCGAACCAAUUUUUUCUUCAAUAAAGUUUUAUAAUAUUCUUCAAAAGAAUGAGUUCUUCUCUUGAGUGCAUGACAAUAAACAUUUAUUAAAUUUAUGAUAAAUAUAUUUUAAGAGUAAUGAGUCCCGGACUAUCAAAUGUCCAAAAUCGAAUCACAAGACAUAUUUAAGGCAUAUUUAAGACAAUACCUUAUAAACUUGUCUUAAAGAUGUCUUGAAGAUGUCUUGAAGACGUCUUAUGACCCAAUUUUGGACAUUGUGCAGUCUGGGAGUAUUUUAUUGACAAGGAGCCAUUCUCCUUAGUCCAGAGCCAAAUAAAUGAAUUUUGGUAUCAAUCAAUAAAGAAUGCUUUCAUAAGUACUGAGAGUAAAAAUUACAUCUGUGAAUUUAUUAGAAUUUUAGAAAUUUGGUAUUUUGUCUAUUACUCUAUAUUAUGUUUUAAUUACUUUAAAGAUUUAGUUACUUUUACGGAACUAUUCCAGAAGUACCAAAGUGAUAAUUAAAAUUUAUUGCAAUUUAUUGCAAAAUUAUGGCAAUUCACGUGCAAUUCGUCUAGAAAACAGUGAUUAAAGCACAGCCAUUAAUCGCAGUAUGCGCAUCGGAAUUCAGAAAUCCGAGUACAACCUGCGAAUUGAUCAGUAGAGAAGUAUUCAAAAGCAAAACAACACUCUACCGAUGUGAUAAAUGACUCAGAUCGAAAUUUUAAUCAUUACUUUGACACUUCUAGAAUAAUGUCAUAGUUAGUAUGUAAAGGCCUUCAAAUAUAUUUUAAUUAGCACAUUAUCAAGAAAAUACUCUUUGCUGAAGAUAAUCGUAACUCAAUAGAAGGAAAAUAAACUAUAUAAUCACUUUUUUUAGCAGCAGAAUGAUAUUUUCCUGUGUGCGGGCACACGAUACCUUUCGAGGCAGAGGAGGGAGGAGGGAUAAUGCCGUAGCGCGUGCGCGUGCAUCUCUCUUUGACAACACGGAUUAGUUUCCACCAUCCGCCAUCACAUUGCCCCCCGGCUCGCUCGAGGUUUGGUUUGUCGGUUCACACACUAACGGUGGUGGAAUUAACGGUUUAGAUUAACAAAGUAAUUAGAUCGAUUGUGUAUAUUAUAUUAUUAUCGUUACGGGGCGUCUCUCCAGAGAGGCUUGGCAUUCUCGGGGGAGUCAUCGUGACCUAUUUUUUUCCCUUUCUUCUUCGUCUCACGUUCUUUGUGGUACUUUCGUGAGUAAGCUUCCGCGGUGCGAUAACACAGGACCGACGAUGAUUAUACCGACUCGCCGUUAGCAACCUCACUAAUUAGUACAAAAUGGAACGGCAUCUGAGAAUGAUGUUCGUCGCGUCUCUCGCGGUCCUGACCACGACUGCCGUCGAAGGCGUCAUGUCCGAGGAAUUACAGGGAUCAUGGGAAGACAGUGUUACCCUGUCGUCUUUCUAUCUGGAGACCAACUCGUUAGUCGAUGACGCCAACGACACCGGGAAGGCUCGGCUGUCGCUAUGCUGUCGCGUCGGUACGUUCCUCACCGGGAACGACUGCGUGCAAAGCGCGAACGAGACGGAAGCGACGCUGCCGCUGGUCUACGAGGUCGACCUUGCGCCGACGAACAUCACCGCGAGCGACGAGCACUUCUCCUUCCUGGUGUGGAACCCGUGUGCCGGAAGCAACCGGUACGGCCUGAAUCCGCAUCUAUACGAGGACGAGCAAUGGUAUCUCCUGUCGAACGGCUCCGUGUACCGCCCCGAGGCGACAGACGAGGAUAGUCUCCUGAACUACGAUCAGUACUGCCUGGCGAGAGUACGGAACUACGAUUACGCGGAGUAUCUGGCUUUCUUCUGCGAAGAAGCGUUUCCGGACGAUGAGGACAAUGAGAUCGUCUACUCGUACGGAAUGAUCAUCUCGGUGCCGUUCCUGGUCGCCACGUUCGUCGUCUACUGGCUGCUACCUGAGAUGAGGAACAUACAUGGCCUGACGCUGCGCGGAUACGUUGGCUGCCUGUCGGUGGCGUACGUUAUGCUGACGAUGGUGCAACUGAUGCCGCAGGAUUGGCUCUCAUACGAUGGCUGCAUCGCAAUCGCCUUCGUCAUUUACUUCUCGUUCCAGGCGAGCUUCUUCUGGCUGAACGUGAUGUGCUUUGACAUUUGGUGGACGUUCGGCGGAUUCCGCUCUUUACAAGGAAGUGUGAAGCAACGAGAGAAAAAGAAGUUCAUCAUGUAUUCGAUUUAUGCGUGGGGUUGCGCCUCCAUCCUUACUAUUCUGUGUCUCAUCAUGGAUUUCACCCCCGGUAUACCGGAAACUUUAAUCAGACCGGAGUUUGGCUACUUGAGAUGUUGGUUCACGACGGACAAUGCAAAGGGCUUGUAUUUUUACUUACCCAUGAGUAUCACUGUUAUCUGCAACAUCUUCCUGUUUAUUUCUACGGCAUUGAAAAUCAUACGGCACAAGAAGGACACGGCUCAUCAGCUGAGAAGCUCGGAAAGCAGACGUCACGAUGACAACAAGCAAUGGUUUAACCUGUACCUGAAGUUGUUCAUCGUAAUGGGCAUAAAUUGGUCCAUGGAGAUAAUAUCGUGGGCGUUCAAGAGCGCACCGGCAGCCGUCUGGUACAUCACCGAUCUGACGAACGCUCUGCAGGGUCUCAUCAUCUUCAUCAUAUUCGUGUGGAAGGACAAGAUCAGGAAGCUACUACUAAAAAGAUUUGGCUGCCGGGAAGACAUAUUCUCCAGAAACUCAACGCGCAGUGGAUGCCACAGCACAAGUGCCUCGCGCACCAUCACAACGGGAGUGUCACUUCAGGAGAAGAUCAAUCCCUACGUACAGAAUUCGAACUGCCGCGCGAAGAAUUCGUCCGACGAGAAUUCGACCGACUGCCCUAAUGUAUAAUGCGAGGAGAGAAUUCCUUUCAUGCAGAAUCAUCGCAGUCGGUAGCCUAUAAUAAACUUAAUGGUGUCGUAAUGCAAUUUUACAGUCAAAGCUAAAUUUUGUAUUAUUGCGCGUUGAUCUCUUUUUUUUCACUUUAUACAGGGCAUCUGGCGCCACAACACAAUAGCACAACGCUUAUACAUUAAACUGUACAGGAAAAUUUUCUAUCACAAGAUAGAGUUUUACAGAUUUCACAAUAGUUAGUAAAGAAUUGAUUAUAAAAUAUCAACGAAAGUAUGUGAUUGCACGGAGAGUGCUAAGGCGAUCUUUGUAAGUAAAGUCUCAUCCAAAAUAUUUAGAAUCUCUUCACAAUGAUUAGAUGUUCACGUGUAAAUUAUGACCCAAUAAGCAAAUUGAUUUGAACAAAGUAUAUAAAUUACAAUAUUUUAUAUAAUCUAUAUUGUUUACAUGACAAACGGCCGUGUCAUAUACAUCUCGUAGAAAAUAUAAACAAUUCAUGUAGAUGUAAUUUUGAAAUUUACAGCAUAACCCUGAUUUUGACAAUGUCCUGAUACACUCUGUCUGUACAAAAGCAUUGUGUCAUCGUCAGAUAAUCUGUAUAUAAUAUUUGAGACAUAAAAUCAAUGCUACUCUGCCUUUCAGGUAGCACACACGCUUGUUUCUCUCUAUACUUUUUAAUUUUUUAUGUUUAUAUAUAUAUUCUUUUAAUGUUUUAAGUAUUUACGAUUUAAAAAUAUUAUAAAUAUUUUUUAUUUUUAUAACAUUAUUAGCAAUACGGCUGAUGUUAUAAUUUUUUAGUAUUUGUAGCGUUCUUGUAAAAGUUCCCUGAAAUUUGUAUGAAAUUGUCAUAUAAAUUACUUUAUACUUUAGAUAAACGUGAACUAUAUAAAUAUACAUAUAUUAUUGUUGUAUUAAAGAUAUUGACGGAAGAGUUCGUGCACCUGUCUUAUAAUGUGAAUGUGAUCACUUAUAGAAGAUUAUCAUACACCAUUACAUAAUCAUUAUUUCAUUUUAAUUUUUAUUCUUAUGUUCAUUCCUAAAAGAUUUUAAUAUCACUAUAUGUUACAGUGGAUUUAUAUUUACCUCCGGUAAAUUAAUAAAAGUAUGUUGUGUGUAAGUUAUAUGUAUCAAAUGUAUGCCAUAAUUUUGUACAAAUUUUACUUUAAUAUAACUUACCAUAUAAUCACAUAAC
Molecule: messenger RNA, 4602 nt
Organism: Odontomachus brunneus
Lineage: Eukaryota; Metazoa; Arthropoda; Insecta; Hymenoptera; Formicidae
Product: G-protein coupled receptor Mth2-like
Exons: 8
Coding region: 1839-3410 (523 amino acids)
Biological process (GO): cell surface receptor signaling pathway; G protein-coupled receptor signaling pathway
Cellular component (GO): membrane
Molecular function (GO): G protein-coupled receptor activity
Source: RefSeq, a predicted model, not a curated record